Messenger RNA from Athalia rosae (coleseed sawfly), 687 nucleotides. RefSeq names its product ATP synthase-coupling factor 6, mitochondrial (gene ATPsynCF6). Lineage: Eukaryota; Metazoa; Arthropoda; Insecta; Hymenoptera; Athaliidae. The record is from RefSeq and is a predicted model, not a curated record. Bases 160 to 480 code for a protein of 106 amino acids. Gene Ontology annotation, biological process: proton motive force-driven ATP synthesis. The transcript is spliced from 4 exons. Gene Ontology annotation, molecular function: proton transmembrane transporter activity.
UUUAUUCACAUUCUUAUUAUUCUUGUAUCAAACUAAAUUGAGACUAAAUAUUUUGGCAUGUCAUUUUUUCUCCAACCGGAAGUUAAUUGUGGUAGCCAUUUCUGCUAGACCCAGCUGAUCACUUUAGCUCUGUCUUUGCGGAUAAAAGAAGUCACAAUCAUGCUGAGUUCUCGCCUUGCUGCUGGAAUCAAAGAGGUUCCAAAGGUACUGAAACGGAAUGUUGGAAUCCUAGCUCCAGCCCUUCAAAAAGCCAGCGAUCCGAUUCAACAACUUUUUGUGGAUAAAGUUCGAGAAUACAGAUCUAAGUCUGCUGGUAGUAACAAACUCGUUGAUGCCUCACCUGAAAUUCUGAAAGAAUUAGAAGCAGAAUUAGAGAAGGCAGCUAAGCAGUACGGUGGUGGCCCAGGGGUGAACAUGACAGAAUUCCCAAAAUUCCAAUUCGAAGAACCCAAAGUUGACCCCAUCAACUUGCAGAAGUAAAUGCAUCUAUGCACAAUAUCGAAAUACUGUAGAUAAUGUAAUUCCCAUACUGUUCACGUUGUUAUAUCAAAAUAGAAAAAUGAUAUGUUUCGUAAAUAUAAUGCGUGCUAAGUAUUAUCUGUUGUCACUCAAGGGAGUUGCUGGGAAUAAUGGCUCAUAAGAAUGAUGUUGAAAACGCGAUUGAUUUAAUAAAAUAUUAUACAUAAA